AUGACCAGGUACAGAGCCGCCAUGAUGAUCACCGAGGCAACGGACGCCAUCCUGUGUAGGGGGUUCUUCGCCACCAUGGACGGGCAGGCGCAUGAUUGGUUCGGAUCCCUCCCAGCGGGGUCCAUCUCCACCUUUGCGGACCUCACCCGGCAGUUCCUAUCCCAUUUCGCCACCAGCAUACAACGGAAGAAGCAAAUUGCCGACCUGUGUGAUUUGAAGCAGGGGAGCUCGGAAUCACUAGCCGAGUACCUCAGCAAGUGGAAGAAAGAGGUCAUGGGGGUCGCCGACUUUGAUGCGAAAUCGGCCAUGGUAAUUUUCCGGAACAACUUGAGGUCGGGCGCUUUUCACCAGGACCUCAUCAGGUACCCCCCCAGGACCUACACCGACCUAAUGGACAAGGCAGCGAGGUACGCUGACGCCGAGGCUGCCGAGAAGAAGAAGAAGGAGUAG
Messenger RNA from Ipomoea nil (Japanese morning glory), 450 nucleotides. RefSeq lists its product as uncharacterized. NCBI's taxonomy places the organism in Eukaryota, Viridiplantae, Streptophyta, Magnoliopsida, Solanales, Convolvulaceae. The coding region runs from base 1 to 450 and encodes 149 amino acids. The record is from RefSeq and is a predicted model, not a curated record. The transcript has a single exon.